Molecule: messenger RNA, 1749 nt
Organism: Helianthus annuus (common sunflower)
Lineage: Eukaryota; Viridiplantae; Streptophyta; Magnoliopsida; Asterales; Asteraceae
Product: germacrene A acid 8-beta-hydroxylase-like
Exons: 2
Coding region: 46-1530 (494 amino acids)
Molecular function (GO): monooxygenase activity; oxidoreductase activity, acting on paired donors, with incorporation or reduction of molecular oxygen; heme binding
Source: RefSeq, a predicted model, not a curated record
AGGCCUUUCAACAAUACAAGUACACGACCACUAAAACCUCAAACCAUGGAGCCUUUCACAAUUUUCUUCAUCUUUGCUUCUUCCCUAAUUCUCUACACAUAUUGGAUACUCAUAACCACCAAGACCGCAAAAAACCUCCCACCAGGGCCGCCAAAGCUCCCCAUUAUAGGAAACAUACACCUACUCGAUAAACAAAGACCACACCGAAAACUUACAAACUUGGCCCGAAUAUAUGGUCCCAUUAUGCAUUUACAACUCGGGCAAGUGUCUACCGUCGUCAUAUCCUCACCGCAAUUAGCCCGUGAGGUCUUGAAGAUACAAGAUAUCAACUUUGCUGACAGACCCGCAACCACAACUGCUAAAAUAUUUUUUUAUGAAGGUUCAAACAUAGGAUGGGCACCUUAUGGGAACUAUUGGAGACAACUAAAGAAGUUUGCUACUUUAGAACUCCUUAGUGCCAAAAAGGUCCGAUCAUUUUUCUAUAUUCGAGAGGACGAGCUUACUCGUGUGUCUAAAUUUCUUGAAUCUUCUUCCGGAUCACCGAUCAACUUUAGGGAAAUGACUAGACAGAUAGUCAAUAACAUAGUUAGCAGGGCUACGUUAGGAGACGUCUGCAAAGAUCGAAAAAUCCUUCUAGAAAAUGUAUAUUUCAUGUUGAAAACAUUCAGUUCUUUUAACAUGUCAAAUUAUUACCCUCGUUUGAAUUUCCUCAAUGUCAUUUCUGGAAAGAAAGCUGAAUGGUUGAAGAUGCACAAAGAGAUUGAUUUGAUCUUGGAAAAGAUCAUAGAGGAACACAGAAGUAGACCACGUAACCCGGAUGAUCAUGAAGAUAUAGUUGAUAUUCUACUACGAGUGAAGGAUACUGGUGCCAGUUUUGAUGAGCCCCUCACUAAUGAUCGUGUCAAAGCAAUCAUUCUAGAAAUGUUAACGGCUGGGACAAGUUCGUCUUCAAUGACAAUUGAAUGGGCAUUUUGUGAAAUGAUGAAGAACCCGGAGAUAAUGAGGAAAGCGCAAUCCGAAGUGAGGGACGUCGUGAAGGGUGAUUCGAUCACAGAGGCCGACAUACAAAGUAUGGAUUACAUGAAGUUGGUAGUAAAGGAAACAAUGAGGUUACAUUGUGUGCCUAUUUUGCUUCCUAGACAGAACCCUGAGAAGUGUAUUGUAGACGGGUAUGAUAUUCCUGCCAACACAAGGAUACUUAUAAAUGCUUGGGCAUGUGCAACAGAUCCCGACACUUGGGAAAAUCCUCACGGGUUCAUACCAGAAAGAUUUGAAAAUAGUUCCAUCGGUUUUUCGGGUACUGACUUCGAGUUCCUUCCGUUUGGGGCCGGCAGGAGAAUGUGCCCAGGUAUGAACUUUGGGCUUGGUACGGUUGAAUAUGUUAUUGCUACUUUGUUGCAUCGUUUCAACUGGAAGCUUCCUGAGGGAGUAACACCUGAUGAUCUGGAUAUGAGAGAGCUUACUGCAAUAUCUACAGUGCCUAUAAAUCCGUUACAUAUUGUCCCUAUCACCGUAUCAGAACCAAAUUAGUAUGAAUUCAUGUGUAUCAUGGGUUCGAGCUUCUUGGCCAUCCUUGUAAUAUGUUGCAUGCUUUGUCACUGCAUGUAUCUUAAUAAUGUUUUACGGUGCUAUGUCCAAAAUAAAAGGAUGAAAUGCCAAAUUUCGAUUGUUUGCUCCUUUGGUUAUAAUAAUAUUGCUGGUUAAUUAGUGUAAUGUAAUCUCGGGAAAUAGUAUAAACAUUAUUUAUAA